Messenger RNA from Meloidogyne enterolobii, 420 nucleotides. The record is from the annotation of a GenBank genome assembly. Lineage: Eukaryota; Metazoa; Nematoda; Chromadorea; Rhabditida; Meloidogynidae.
AUGCAUUUGUGUAAAGAGAUUGAAAAGAAAGUGUUGAACAUAUUAUUAAAAAUAAAACCUAAAUACCUAAAUAAAAUGCCUAAACAAGAAUUUGAUGCUAUUGAUAUGAUGGGACCGGUUGUAGCAGCACUAAUCUUUGCAGUCGUCGUUUUUUUAAUUUCUUUUACAAUAAUCAAUUGGUAUUGUAUCACAAAAAAGGACGAUUUGACUGUUUUUGAAAAGAUGGGCGCAAAAAUCAACGUUCGUUUGGGACCUCAUACAAUGAUGCAAAUUAAAAGAGGAGGUUAUGUCAGUACCUACGCUAGAGAGGAAGAAGAACAACACAGAAAAAUGACCUUAUCUAUAGACAAACAACAAGCAGAACGUUUACUAAAAAAUAAUGAAAAUAAUAUGGCUGAUGGUGAAGCUAUUAAACAUUAG